Molecule: messenger RNA, 2467 nt
Organism: Daucus carota subsp. sativus
Lineage: Eukaryota; Viridiplantae; Streptophyta; Magnoliopsida; Apiales; Apiaceae
Product: ethylene response sensor 1
Exons: 6
Coding region: 322-2229 (635 amino acids)
Biological process (GO): phosphorylation; signal transduction
Cellular component (GO): endoplasmic reticulum
Molecular function (GO): ethylene receptor activity; protein binding; phosphorelay sensor kinase activity
Source: RefSeq, a predicted model, not a curated record
AAGAUCCGUUAGUAGAUCCGAAGCAGACUUUACUUAGCUUUACAUCACACGUGCGAGUUUUUCCUUUUUUGUCCGUGAGCCUCAGCCCCUCUCCACUUUUCCUUUUAUUUUCUUCAAUUUGCUUCCCUCCACUUUACUCCAUUGUGUAUACCCACCCCUCUCUCCUUUUAUUCUCUCUCGAAGUAUCACUCUCGAUAUUACACACGUAGGGAGAGAGAGAUUUACACUUGGAGAGAGAGAUUUACACUUAAACAAAUGCAACAAAAUCAUUUCACAUCAAGCAUCAUUUCUUAUUGAGCUUCAUUUGGCUGUUGCUGGGAAAUGGAGUCUUGCGAUUGUUUUGAGACUCACUGGCCUCCAGAUGACCUUCUAGUGAAAUAUCAGUAUAUUUCAGACUUCUUUAUUUCCUUUGCAUAUUUUUCUAUCCCCUUGGAGCUCAUUUACUUCGUCCAGAAAGCAGCAUUCUUUCCUUAUAGAUGGGUUCUAGUGCUGUUUGGUGCAUUCAUUGUUUUGUGUGGAGCAACCCAUUUUAUAAGUUUGUGGACAUAUUCAGUGCAUUCUAAAACUGUAGUAAUAGUGAUGACUGUUGCAAAAAUGUCCACCGCUUUUGUGUCGUGUGUAACAGCUUUAACUCUUGUGCACAUUAUUCCUGAUUUGUUGAGUGUCAAAAAGCGUGAAAUGUUUUUGAGGAAGAAGGCUGAAGCGCUUGACUGGGAGAGGGGCCUAAUCAUUAAGCAAGAAGAAACUGGAAGACAUGUCAGAAUGCUAACUCAUGAGAUCAGAAGCACUCUUGACAGAAACACUAUACUAAAGACCACCCUUGUCGAGCUGGGUAGGACUCUAGAUCUUGAGGAAUGUGCACUGUGGAUGCCAUCACAAAGGGGUUCCAGUUUACAACUUUCUUACUCUCUUAACAAUCUGAUUCCCUUUGGCUCAACUCUACCAAUUAAUCUUCCUAUAGUAAAUGAAGUUUUCAAUAGUGCUGAUGCAAUACGAAUCCCACAUACAUGCCCACUGGUGGGAAUUAAAACACAUGUCGGAACAUAUGUUCCUCCUGAGGUUGUUGCUGUUCGUGUACCUCUUUUACAUCUUUCAGAUUUUGAAGUAAAUGAGUGGCCAGAAAUUCCUGCAAAACGUUAUGCUGUGAUGGUCUUGAUUCUUCCUCUGAAUGGAGUAAGAAAGUGGCGUGACCAUGAAUUGGAACUGGUUGAAGUAGUCGCUGAUCAGGUCGCUGUCGCUCUUUCACAUGCUGCAAUUCUGGAAGAAUCUAUGCGGGCACGUGAUCAGCUCAUGGAGCAGAAUGUUGCUCUGGAUUUAGCACGACAAGAGGCAGAGAUGGCUAUUCGUGCUCGCAAUGAUUUUCUAGCCGUGAUGAACCAUGAGAUGGGGACACCUAUGCAUGCAGUUAUCACCUUAUCUUCACUUCUACUAGAAACAGAAUUAACCCCAGAUCAGAGAAUGAUGAUAGAGACCGUACUUAAGAGUGGGAAUCUUCUGGCAGCACUCAUAAAUGAUGUUCUAGAUCUUUCUAGACUUGAAGAUGGUAGCCUAGAAUUAGAUAAUAAAAUCUUUAACCUUCAUGACGUAUUUAGAGAGAGCAUGAACCUUAUAAAUCCUGUUGCCUCUGUAAAGAACUUGUCAACAAACUUGACACUGGGUAUUGAUCUACCGGUCCAUGCUGUUGGUGAUGGUAAAUGGCUUAUGCAAACUAUUUUAAAUGUUGUGGGAAAUGCUGUAAAGUUCACAAAGGAAGGUUAUAUUUCAGUGGAAGCUUCAGUAGCAAAACCAGAGUAUUAUAAAUACUUGGGGAAUCCGGAAUUCGUUCCCAUGUCAAGUGAUAAUCACUUCUAUUUACUAGUGCAGGUGAAGGAUUCUGGUUGUGGAAUUAGUCCUCAAGAUCUUCCACUUCUUUUCACCAAAUUUUUAGAGUCUGGAAAUGCCUCUUCUCGAAGCAAUUCUGGCACUGGACUUGGACUUGCCAUUUGCAGAAGGUUCUUGAAUCUCAUGGGAGGUCAUAUUUGGAUCGAGAGUGAGGGCCCAGGCAAAGGCAGCAAAGUUGCAUUUAUCGUGAGACUUGGACUAUGUAACAACGCAAGUGAGCCAACAAUACAACAAACAGUGAUGCAAGGGAGAGCUCACAGAGGUAGCGGCGAUCUCAUUGGACACAGACUUUUUUCAAGAGACGAUUAUAUAGCUACUUACAUUCCACGUAAUCAGAGAAGUUUUUAGUCGCAACUGGUGCUCCGAGGAAAAAGAUUAUGUAGGUUUAAGUUUUCAGGCUCACUUUUCUCUAUUAGGUAACGAUUAUUAUUGGAUUUAGCAGUCAUGCUGUUGUUCUAAGGUCGCGGGUUAUUACAACUUCAAAUCACUGACUAAAUUGUACAAUAAUAUGCAGUGUACCCUGCGGAGACACUUUCACCAGUUCUGGUUUUACACCAAUUAGUUUGGAUUUGCUUCAUUUGAUUUC